Pteropus alecto (black flying fox) is the source of this 2531-nucleotide messenger RNA. It is a transcript of the gene TMX1, whose product is annotated as thioredoxin related transmembrane protein 1. The record is from RefSeq and is a predicted model, not a curated record. The transcript has 8 exons. The coding region runs from base 137 to 973 and encodes 278 amino acids. NCBI's taxonomy places the organism in Eukaryota, Metazoa, Chordata, Mammalia, Chiroptera, Pteropodidae.
AGAACCCUCCAGGCGCGCGCACGCCUUGCCGCGCGGCCUUGCGCAUGAGCAGAUCAGCCCGGGGAGGCGGAAGUGAGGCGCUGGUGCGCGGAGGUGGGGGCCGUCGGGCUUGGCGUGGGGCGGGCGAGCUGCGGACAUGGCGCCCCCCGGGAAUCUUGUAGUUCCCCUGGCAGUUCUACUGCUGUUGCUUUCGGGGGCUCCCUGGACCCACGGGCGGCGGAGCGACGUGCGCAUCAUCACGGACGAGAACUGGAAAGAGUUGCUGGAAGGAGAGUGGAUGAUAGAAUUUUAUGCUCCGUGGUGUCCUGCUUGUCAGAAUCUUCAACCAGAAUGGGAAAGUUUUGCCGAAUGGGGAGAGGAUCUUGAGGUUAAUGUUGCAAAAGUAGAUGUUACAGAGCAGCCAGGACUGAGUGGACGAUUUAUCAUAACUGCUCUUCCUACUAUUUAUCAUUGUAAAGAUGGUGAAUUUAGGCGCUAUCAGGGCCCAAGGACUAAGAAGGACUUCAUAAACUUUAUAAGUGAAAAAGAGUGGAAGAAUAUUGAACCUGUUUCAUCAUGGUUUGGUCCAGGUUCUAUUCUGAUGAGCAGUAUGUCAGCACUCUUUCAGCUAUCUAUGUGGAUCAGGACUUGCCAUAACUAUUUUAUUGAAGACCUUGGAUUACCGGUAUGGGGAUCAUAUACAGUUUUUGCUUUAGCAACUCUGCUUUCAGGACUAUUAUUAGGACUCUGUAUGAUAUUUGUGGCAGAUUGUCUUUGCCCUUCAAAAAGGCGCAGACCACAGCCCUACCCUUCCAAAAAAUUAUUUCCAGAAUCUUCUCAACCUUUGAAAAAAGUGGAGGAGGAACAAGAGGCUGAUGAAGAAGAUGUUUCAGAAGAGGAAGCUGAAAAUAAAGAAGGAACAAACAAAGACUUUUCACAGAAUGCUAUAAGACAACGUUCUGUGGGUCCUUCAUUGGCCACAGAUAAAUUCUAAUUUUAUAAAAAUCUUAAUAUGAUUUUGACAAAAAAAGAAGAUCAUUUAUUUUGGUUUGAAGUGAAUUGUCACUUGUACAUUGCAAGAUUCAGUCUAGGUUGUCAUUAGAGUGAAUGGUCUACCUUUGAAUAAUAAAAGUAGUGCUCUGUAAAUAAGUUUGAAAUAGGAUUAAUAACAGUAUGGUGGUUUAAACAAUUCUUUAAUUUUUGAACAAUCUGGUGCGGAGCAAUAAGAUUAGUUUAUGUUUGUUUAAUAAUAACGUUUUUCAAGUCUGAGUUGAAAAACUACAUUUCCCAAGUAUUGCAUUAUUGAGGUAUUUAAGGCGAUUACUUUAUAGAGAAAACAGAUUUCUCAUUUGAUAAAAUUUUUCUCAGUUUCACUGUGUGAAAAAAAGAACAUAUUUCCCAUAAAUGGGAACUUUGCCCAUUGUCUCAAGAAAUGUGUAUUUCAAUAACAACUAUGGUUCUUUUAGGGAUAUAGUCCAAAGUUUCCUCGUAUUUUUUAGAUUAUGCAACUAAUAAAAACUACCUUAUUUUAAUUACAGUUUUCUACAUACGAUAAUACAGGAUAUGCUACUGAUGUAGGAAGUUUUUGUAAAUCCAUGGUGUUGUCUUGAUUCCUGUAAAGGUUGGUUACCUUUUUUUGUUCCUUUGUUCAGUGUAUGAUUUGUAUUUUUCUUACUUACCAUGGGUUACAUUUUUCAUUUUUCAAGUUGAAUAAUAUCCUGGAAAUAUUUUUCAUGUUUUAAUAAAUAGUACUUUUUUUGUUGUUUUUUAACUGAAGUUUACUGAGGGAUCCUUAAAAUUGAUGAGCUGUCUACUAAUUUAAAAUUUUGGCCACUCUUUAGAUUUUAUAUUGUUCUUGUUGAACAUAUACUUGGACUUUUUGUUUGUUUGUUUUUGGAUGUGAAGGCGAGUAUUCCUGAUUUUUAUUUUAUUUGGAAAAGCCUAGGUAUUUUACAUUUUGAAAAUUCACAGAAGCUUAAUCUGAUAUAAAGUUAGUGUUCUACUCAGGAAAAAGCAUCUUUUAUAGUGUAUGUUUUCAGUGUACCUUUGCCUUCACAUACAGAAAGUUCUUAAUUGAUUUUACAAAGUCAGUGUAUACUCGGUGUAUUAAAAGCAUAACAUUUUUAUGUUUUUGAGAAGACAGACUUUCUUUUCUCUACUUUUAUUGUGUAUUUCACAGGUGGGAAUCAGCAGGAUGGGACAGUUAAUAUAUUUUUACUCUUCGAAGAACUAGAACACAUUUUUUACCUUACAGCAAAGAGGGUGGGUGUGGGGUGGCAAUAGAGAACUGUAUGAGCUACAAGAAGGGGAAAAUAACCACAAACCACCUGUCCAUUAUGUAAUAGACAAUUUCUGUAAUGUCCCCUUUCAUCUGGAUUCUCUUGCUGUGUGUGAAUUCAUUAGACCUACAGUUUCAAAAUGUACAACAGUUUUCUUUAAAUGCCUCUCCUUUAGUCUAUUAAAUAUUCUACCAUUAAAGAGUUUGGAUGUGUAGUGAUUUGGGGAUUCUUUAGAAAAAUAUUUUAAGUACAAAAUAAACAUCUAAGCACUUC